Molecule: messenger RNA, 908 nt
Organism: Mesitornis unicolor (brown roatelo)
Lineage: Eukaryota; Metazoa; Chordata; Aves; Mesitornithiformes; Mesitornithidae
Product: chromosome unknown open reading frame, human C20orf96
Exons: 8
Source: RefSeq, a predicted model, not a curated record
UUGCAUUUACGCCGAAUAAAAAUCCACCCUUGCCAUCGGCCACAUCAUCACCCCAAGGGGAACACAGAGGUUCUACUCGGAGGAAAUCGGAGCUGAGGAAGGGUGGAUUGGCUAAAACCCUGGAAGAGGUCAAAAUUACCAUGAGAAAUGCCACGGAGGAGCUGAAGGAGCGCGGCGCCUGCCUGGUGCAGACCGACUGCCGGCUGCUCGAGGACAUCCGGCACACCGAGGAGAGCACGGCCAAGCAAGCCAGGCUCCUGCUGCAGCGCCAUGGAGACUCCCAGAAGCUGAGGGAGAAGGUGCAGACCCUCAACCAGAGCCAGCUGGAGACAGCGAGGGCAGAGCUCCAGGAAAUGGAAAAAACGAUGGAAAAGAAUCUGGGAAAGCUGCAGGCACAGCUGGACGAGGUCACGGCAAAGACGCAGGUUCUCCAGGAUGAGCUCCACGUCCCGUGGACCCACAUCGACGGGGAGAACCUGAAGCGAGCUGCGGACGUCGUCCAUCUGCAGCGCAGCAUCCAGAGCCUGAAGAAGCAGCAGCAGGAGGAGAUAACCAAGACAGAAGAAAUGGGGAAGGCUGUCUUGAAGGAACUGGAAGAAAAAGCAGGGGCAGAACGAGAGGAGCUGAUACAGAAAGUGGCAGAGGAGAUGUCACGGCACCAGGAUGGCCUGAAGCAGAUGGUGCUAAACAACCGCUUUGUGCGACAGCAAAUACCGAGGGGAAGGGAGGUUAUUAAAGACCUGGAGAAGGAGAUUGAGGAGCUGAAGAGAAGUAUCCAGAUGUUCCACCAGUGUGCAAAAGACCCAAGAGAGAUGAUCUUUCCCGACGUCCUCCUCCGCAGACCCAAGUGCACACCAGAUACCGAAGUGGUCCUAAACCUCCCCACUAACAAGAUGCCGCUCGUCUGA